Musa acuminata AAA Group (dessert banana) is the source of this 1034-nucleotide messenger RNA. Its product is annotated as NAD(P)H-quinone oxidoreductase subunit M, chloroplastic-like. Lineage: Eukaryota; Viridiplantae; Streptophyta; Magnoliopsida; Zingiberales; Musaceae. The record is from RefSeq and is a predicted model, not a curated record. Gene Ontology annotation, molecular function: oxidoreductase activity, acting on NAD(P)H, quinone or similar compound as acceptor. Bases 63 to 734 code for a protein of 223 amino acids. The transcript is spliced from 3 exons.
CAUAGGAGAAGGAAAGAGCAUGAAGUCCUAAGAGAGCGAGUCACAGGAGAGACUGGCUGGCCAUGGCUACCACCGCAACCUUUCUUGCUCCAACUGGUUUCUCCAUCCAUGGCUGGUCGGCAAAGAGGAAGGUGGGAAGAGGGAGGAAGCCAUGCUCCAUCAAGUCCCAGCAGCAGCAGCAGCAGCUGGAAAAGGAGCAGGAUCAGCAACCAACACAAAGCCAAACAAGCAUUCCACCGCAGCAGCAGGAGAAGGCGAGGGUGCAGCAGCAGCCGUCGCCACAGCCGAUGGCGAAGAGCAAGAACAUGAGCAGAGAAUACGGAGGGCAGUGGCUGAGCUGCUGCACCCGCCAUGUGAGGAUCUAUGCCGCCUACAUCGAUCCCGUAACCCACGCCUUCGACCAGACCCAGAUGGACAAGCUCACCCUCAUUCUCGACCCCACCGACGAGUUCGUGUGGACGCCCGAUGCCUGUCAAAUGGUGUAUGCCUGCUUCCAAGAACUCGUCGAUCACUACGAGGGGGCACCUCUCUCGGAGUACACGCUUCGGUUGAUUGGUUCGGACGUCGAGCACUACAUCCGCAAGCUGCUGUACGAUGGUGAGAUCAAGUACAACAUGAAUUCCAGGGUGCUCAACUUCAGCAUGGGGAAGCCCCGCGUUAAGUUCAACAGCAGCCAAAUCCAGAAUGGUUUGUGCUCAUCAGCUAUAUCACCUUGCUUGCAUCAACCGGGAUGAGGCCUUAUUUCUUGAUGGGGUCGCUGGAACCGUGGUAAGCUUACCUGCAUGUUGUCAACUCUUGAUUUGUUACAAUUACACAAUAUUGUUUCAAUUUGUUAUUUAGAUUCUUGAGUCGGGAACUUCGCGUAUGGAUCAUUUCACUGUCCAGUUGUCUUUCGCUGGAAAGUGGUAAUCCAUCCCAUUAUUCAUCAAGAUGUUGCUAUGCUACAUAGAAUAGAAGAGAAGCACAAGUCACAAGCAGCAUUUCUGCAUCAUGCUCAUUUAGUUAUAUAUUUCUUUUUCUUGUUGCUUUAUUCA